GUUAAAUGACUCCGCAGGGUGACCCAGCUAUUGAGUGGAGGAGGUGUUGAGCCAGCACUUGAAGCGCCUGCGCUUUCUAGGAGGAGAGGGACCCACCCCGGAGCCACCGCGCCCUGCGGUGGGUGCAAUUGCGUGGAAUCCGGCCUGUUGGAAGAGGCUGGGGGCGCUGACGCCGGGAGGAGGACCCACCAGCAGGGGGGACCCGACGCCGCUUCCCUCGUCACCGCAAGGGGGCGCUGCGCCGUGUGCGGGGCCGUGGCGCUGCGAGCGACCCCCGAGGCAGGACGUGCCCGCCCGCAAGAUGUCUGUGCGCUACGGCCCGAGCAGCCUCUGCUGGCUGCUGUACUGCGGCGUCCUCCUGGCCCCGGCCGCGGGCUACGUGAUCGUGAGCUCGGUGUCCUGGGCCGUCACCAACGAGGUGGACGAGGACCUGGACGGCGCGUCUACGGAGGAGGCGCUGCCCGCGCUGCUGGAGGACUCGGGCAGCCUCUGGCAGCAGCGCUUCCCGGCCUCGGCGCACAAGGAGAGCGCCCACCUGCCGCCCCCCGCGGGUGCUGCCCGCGCCAGGCCGCCCCCCGCGCCCCCCGGGAUGUUCUCCUACCCCCGGGAGAGCGGCCCCCGGCUGCGCCCCGGCACAGCCCGUUUCCUGGCCCACGCCAGCGCCUGGGGCUGUCUGGCCACCGCGUCCUCACACCUGAAGAUCUCAGGACUGCCAUUUGGGAGUUGCCUGCCUAUCAGUGAUGGUCCCUUGAACAACAGCACUGGAAUUCCUUUCUUCUACAUGACACCCAAGGACCCCGUGGUAGCUGAUCUGAUGAAGAACCCCAUGGCCUCACUCCUGCUGCCAGAAUCAGAAGGAGAGUUCUGCAGAAAAAGUAUCGUUGACCCAGAAGAUCCCCGGUGUGCACGGUUGACGCUCACUGGGAAGAUGAUGGCAGUGCCCCCAGAAGAACUAGAAUUUGCCAAGCAAGCUAUGUUUUCAAGACAUCCGGUUAUGAGGAAGUGGCCUCGUCAGUAUGAAUGGUUCUUUAUGAAGAUGAGGAUAGAACAUAUCUGGCUUCAGAAAUGGUAUGGAGGAGUAUCUGAUAUUUCAGCAGAGGAAUAUUUCAAAGCAGCUCCAAGAAAGGCCUGAAGGAGUAAAAGGAAAGUCCUCAGUGUUUUGCAUAAAAUGAAAACCUCUUAAGUGAUACUGCCAUAUAGCUCUUGCUGUCUUUUUGUUGAAGGGCCCAUAACAGCCAUGUCAUCCUCACAGCAAGAAAAGAGAAGGUGAGUGAGGAACUCUGUGCUAGACUGGAGGUCAGAGUGGGUGUUUGCAAAUCCCCAUUCAUAUAGGUAUUUCACAUGAAUGGUGUCUGUGGAUGUUGUGUUCCCAUCCUCACCCAUUUGGGAAUCAUUGUUGGUUGUCAAGAUGGUAUGUUAGGACAGUUGCUGUUUCAUUAAGACAAAAAUAAUAUUACUAAUAACUGUAUGACUGUAUAUACAGUGUGAUUGCUCUGUAUUUUUUGUGUCUUGCUGUGCCAAAAACAAAGCCUUGAUUCUAAGCUCAUUGAGCCCAUAAAGGAACUAAAUAUGACUCCUACCACUGUUUAGGGUAAGGGUGCAAGAAUCUUUGUGCAUGGGUUAUUCAUCAUGCUGCUGAUUGCAAGUGUAUUCAAUUAUAAUUGCUACAAUAUGUUGGUCACUUGUGAUGAAUCCUGUGAAGACACACUUUUGUGCACAGUUUAAUUGUGUAUAAGCAGGCCAGGAAUGAACAUUAAUGAGGUAGAAACAUUAGAGAAUCAAGUUUGUGACACCCCCCACCCCUGCCGCAACUGCUAGUGUUUCUGAUUGAGGGUUCCCUUCUCUUAGACCUGAGGAGAUGACACAUUAAAAAAAAAAAAAAGCAACUCCUUUUAUGGAAUCUAGAGAAGAGAGAAAGAGAGGAGAGGUGAGAACUGAGAAAGUAAAGACAUAAGAGAAGAAAAGAAACAAAAUCAAUAAGUGAAGGUAUGUUUUCUACCAGGUCAUGGGCCAGGCUCUUGACAGGGUGGUGUCAUGGAAAUCACACAGCCAGUGAAAGGUACCUUGAAUUUUCUGCUGACAGACAUGAAAACCAAGACUCAGAGAGGCAAAAUCAGUAACCCAAGGUGUAAAUUCAAAAGACCACAUAUCACAGGUGAAGUGGUACCUUGAAAUUUUCUACUUUUAGGAUUAAGGCAAAAUGCACAAGUAGUCACUGAACCAGGACAUUCAGUAAAAGUGACGACUAACCUACCUCUAGAUGAUUUGCCGUUGGUUUCUACCAAAAAAAAAAAAAAGUAUCUAAAAUCCUAUUCUUACUACAGAUUAAAAUCUCUCUAUAGAGUGUUUUCAGGAGCUCCUGUUUGCAAGAAAUUCCAUUAUCUACACCGAUGGCCUGCAUAGAUCUAUAUGCGUAAACACCCAAGAACGUUCAUGUUGAGGUCUACUCAGUAUCAAUAAUCUAGCAAGACCCAGUGUUCUGUCCUUUUGUAGUGGAUAGAAGCUCUCUUAGGUGAACUAGAUGUGCUGUAUGACAUAAAACUGCAUCGCCACAUACAGGAAAUACACAUUUAAAACAAAUAAAUCAGUAUUAGUAGUGUCACACUUCUGUUUUUAAAAAAAAUAUAAGAUAUAGAGUGUUUAAAUUGUAAAAUGAUAUUUUAAGCACCUGCUAGUAAGAGUAUAGCAAGAUGCUCAGAAUUAUUUUUUCAGAAGUCGAUUCUCAAAAGAGCACCCAACAAUGGCAAUUUCAUAUAUAUAU
Messenger RNA from Erinaceus europaeus (western European hedgehog), 2761 nucleotides. It is a transcript of the gene CREG2, whose product is annotated as cellular repressor of E1A stimulated genes 2. The record is from RefSeq and is a predicted model, not a curated record. The transcript has 4 exons. Bases 302 to 1132 code for a protein of 276 amino acids. Lineage: Eukaryota; Metazoa; Chordata; Mammalia; Eulipotyphla; Erinaceidae.